This is a messenger RNA of Carya illinoinensis, 1656 nucleotides long. RefSeq names its product alcohol dehydrogenase-like 7. The record is from RefSeq and is a predicted model, not a curated record. The transcript is spliced from 10 exons. Lineage: Eukaryota; Viridiplantae; Streptophyta; Magnoliopsida; Fagales; Juglandaceae. Gene Ontology annotation, molecular function: zinc ion binding; S-(hydroxymethyl)glutathione dehydrogenase [NAD(P)+] activity. Bases 227 to 1390 code for a protein of 387 amino acids. Gene Ontology annotation, biological process: formaldehyde catabolic process. Gene Ontology annotation, cellular component: cytosol.
AUCCCCUACUGUGUGAACAGCAAACGUCGUAGCCAUAGACAAAUCCAUUUCAUUGGUCCUUGGAUACCUAUCGGUCCUAUCCAUUUCCCACCUGGUGACGCUAUUCUCACCACCACCAGCAGUUCCCCCCUCCAACUUCGAGUACAUAUUGGCACUUACUAAAACGGUGAAUAAUCGAGCGAGCGAGAGAGAGAAAGAUACAAAUACUGUACGAGUCUUGGUCGCCAUGGACGAACAACCUUCGAGUAAAACUACGGGGAAGCCCAUCAAAUGCAGAGCUGCGGUUAGUCGCCAACCGGGUGAGCCUUUGGUAAUCGAGGAGAUCACGGUGGCGCCGCCGAUGGCACGUGAGGUUCGGAUUCGAAUCGUAUGCACCUCUCUCUGUCACAGCGAUGUUACUUUCUGGAAAAUGAAGGAUUAUCCUGCAAUUUUUCCCAGAAUUUUUGGUCACGAAGCUGUGGGGAUUGUAGAAAGUGUAGGGGAGGGCGUAGAUGAAGUAACUGAAGGAGACAGCGUCAUCCCUUUUUUCAUGUCAGAUUGUGGAGAGUGCGUAGAUUGCAGAUCAAAAAAGAGCAACCUUUGUUCAAACCUCCCUUUCAAGGUGUCUCCUUAUAUGCACAGACAUGAGACUAGCAGAUUCACUGACCUCAAAGGAGAGGUUUUAUAUCACUUUUUAUUCGUCUCAAGCUUUAGUGAGUAUACAGUGGUAGAUAUUGCCCAUGUAACAAAAAUUGAUCCAUCAAUCCCUCCAAACAGGGCAUGCCUCCUUAGCUGCGGAGUCUCAACAGGGGUUGGUGCUGCUUGGAGAACAGCAAAUGUGGAGACAGGAUCAACUGUUGCUAUAUUUGGGCUGGGGUCGAUUGGAUUAGCUGUUGCAGAAGGAGCUAGACUAUGUGGAGCUUCUAAAAUUAUUGGUGUGGAUGUGAACCCAGAUAAGUUUGAAAUUGGAAAAAAAUUUGGAGUCACAGAAUUUGUCAAUGCUGGAGAGUGUGGAAACAAAACUGUGAGCCAGGUGAUCAAUGAGAUAACUGGUGGGGGUGCAGACUAUUGCUUUGAAUGUGUUGGAUUGGCAUCCUUGGUGCAGGAAGCAUAUGCCUGCUGCCGAAAGGGCUGGGGAAAAACAGUUGUUUUAGGGGUUGACAAGCCGGGGUCAACAUUGAGCCUAAGCUCUUUUGAUGUUCUUCAUAGCGGGAAAAGCCUCAUGGGAUCCUUAUUUGGAGGCCUCAAAGCUAAAAUCGAUAUUCCCAUCCUCCUCAAACGCUACAUGGACAAGGAACUGCAGCUGGAUGAAUUUGUAACACACGAGGUAAAGUUUGAAGACAUCAACAAAGCUUUUGAUUUACUCAUUCAAGGGGAGAGUCUUCGUUGUGUAAUUUGGAUGGAUAAAUGAGGAAGCUGCUUCCAUGGAAUUUAGCAGUGGCAAGGUCCGACGAGGGCGGCAACAACAACAAGAACAAGUCCUCUAUUUACCUUCUUCUUUAUUAAUUUGAUGAGUUUAUGAAUUACAUUGGAGACUCUACUCCAUAUUGCUGUCAAUCUCUCUCGUUUAAAUCAUGUUCAUAUUAUUACUCGAUGUAAUGCAUAUUAAACUUAUUUUGUUUAAAACAAAAAAAAUUCUAUUGGUUUGUAAAGAUAUAUGCCAGCAAUCUUCGCUAA